AUGAGCGGUGGCUGGAACACGAUUGAGUCUGAUGCAGGCGUCUUCACAUCCCUCAUCGAGAACCUCGGAGUCAAAAACGUCCAGUUCGAAGAACUCCUCACCCUCGACCCCUCGGAGCUGCUCACCCUCCAGCCCCUCUACGGCGUAAUCUUCCUCUUCAAAUACCCAACCGACCAACCCUAUGCCUCGCUCGACGGGCCCCUCGACGGCGCCUUCGACCACGAUGCCUCGGAGCGCAUCUUCUUCGCCGCCCAGACCAUCCAGAACGCCUGCGCCACGCAGGCCCUGCUCAGCGUCCUCAUGAACAAGACGCAGGACGUCGACAUCGGCCCCCAGAUGAAGGACUUCCGCGACUUCACAAUGGUGCUCCCGCCCGAGUUCCGCGGCGAGGCCCUCAGCAACUCGGAAAUCAUCCGCGAGGUCCACAACAGCUUCGCCCGCAGCAGCCCCUUCGCCGACGAGACCGCCCGCACCGGCGAGCCCUCCGAGGACGUCUUCCACUUCAUCGCCUACACCCCCAUCGACGGCACCCUCUACGAGCUCGACGGCCUGCAGCCCGCGCCAAUCUCCCACGGCGCCUGCUCCGCCGACGACUUCCCGCUCAAGGUCGUCGACGUCCUGCAGCGCCGCGUCUCGCGCUACGACGCCACCGAGAUCCGCUUCAACCUGCUGGCCAUGUGCCGCGACCUGCGGAUCCGCGCCCAGGAGUUUGGCGACGACGAGCUGCUGGAGCGGGAGCAGCGCAAGCGCAAGGACUGGCUCUUUGAGAACGCGCUGCGGAGGCACAACUUUGUGGGCUUCGCCGGCGAGGUCCUCAAGAAGGUCGUUGAGAAGAAGCUCGAUGCGGGCGGCGACGAGGCGGUGCAGAAGUGGGUGGACGAAGGCCUGGAGAGAAGGAAAGCUGCCGAGAGGGCCAUGGGGGCGAGGGGAGGCGGUGGAGACGUAGACAUGAGCUGA
Messenger RNA from Trichoderma virens Gv29-8, 957 nucleotides. RefSeq lists its product as uncharacterized. Gene Ontology annotation, cellular component: cytoplasm. Gene Ontology annotation, biological process: ubiquitin-dependent protein catabolic process; protein deubiquitination. Gene Ontology annotation, molecular function: cysteine-type deubiquitinase activity. The coding region runs from base 1 to 957 and encodes 318 amino acids. The transcript has 3 exons. The record is from RefSeq and is a predicted model, not a curated record. NCBI's taxonomy places the organism in Eukaryota, Fungi, Ascomycota, Sordariomycetes, Hypocreales, Hypocreaceae.